CUCCAGGCGGAUAAUCUACUGCAUCAGCUGCAGGAGAAUUUGCAAGCUCUGACCGAAAAGAUAACGCUGAGAAUGGAAGAAAUGGGCGAGCGUAUUGAUGAUCUUGAGAAGCAUGUUGCUGACCUGAUGACAGAGGCUGGGAUAGAAAACACGGAUGGAGAGUUGAGAGAAAGAUUUUGUUUGAAACUUGUAGGAACAAAUGCAGAAAUGGAAGCAUUACCAGUGGAUAUAGAAGACCAAGAUACUAUGCAAGGAAAUCCUAACAGAAGUGAUAAGCCUUUAUCUUCAACACUCUGA
Balearica regulorum gibbericeps (East African grey crowned-crane) is the source of this 297-nucleotide messenger RNA. Lineage: Eukaryota; Metazoa; Chordata; Aves; Gruiformes; Gruidae. The record is from RefSeq and is a predicted model, not a curated record.